AUGAUUUCCACACGAUACUGGUUUCACAUCGGAGCUAUCACUGCAACUCUUUUGCUGGCGCUGAUACUCCCCGACAGGAAAAGUAUCUUCGGGUUUUUGGCGGGUGAAGAAAUUGAGAUUUCAAAAAUUGUCGUCGAGACCGUGGUCUCUUCUGCUCCUCCCGGCACUGUCGAUCGACAUCAGGAAGAGAAGCAAUUUCUCCUCCAGCGAUUACGUCGGCCGAAUGGCGAGCUAAGCCAAUAUCACCCUCGACGUCGGCUGCUGGCCGCCCUUCAUGGAUUUUAUCGAUAUGCAACAAUUGCCAUGAAUGACUUGAAUACUAUCAGUACCAGAUACAAGAGUCUACCCGACAAUCAGAAACGGCUGAUUGAACUCACCGUUAAGUACGACGAAAAGAUUCGACAGACGGAACGACUCAUAAAAAAGAAUGAUGUAAUAGCCCAGAAAAUUGUCGACCACGCUCUCGAGUUCUAUGGUGUUGAAUUCUCCGAGCUUCAAAAGUUCGUCCAUGACGUGGAGUCGAGUGGGCAGUCUGCCGAGCGUGUGAGCGUCUCGCAGGCCUUGAAGCAUUAUAUCCGUGAUUGGGCGCCAGAGGGCGAGCAUGAACGGAUCAGUACCUUCCCUCACAUCCUAAACACCCUUGAGAAGCUAUACCCCAAGCGGGACCGCGCCAACCCUGUUCGAGUCCUUUUGCCAGGCUCCGGGCUUGGGCGUUUGGCGCAUGACAUUGCUGAUUUGCAAGGCUUUGAAGUUACUGCUAACGAAUGGUCGAUGUACAUGAAUGUUGCGUACCGCUACAUUACGUCUCCAGGAGGUUCUUUGGCUAACUCGUCUACUAUCUACCCUUACAUCGACUGGUGGUCACACCAGCCAACAACGGCAGAGCUUCACCGGCCCAUUACAUUUCCUGUUGUGCCUGUCGACCCUCAUUCCGUCGUUCUCGUUGAAGGGGAUUUUACAACGGCUUUCAAGAAACCUAGCGAUCAAGGCCGCUUUGAUGCCGUGGUAACUCUGUUCUUCAUCGAUACGGCGCGCAACAUUGUUACGUAUAUUGAAACCAUCCACCAGCUACUCAAGCCAGGUGGGGUAUGGAUAAACCUCGGGCCUCUGCUUUACGGCUCCUCUCCAGUUAUUCAGCUAUCUUUGGAUGAAAUUAUCGACAUCUCUGAGGCAGUUGGAUUUGACCUUCAAGACACGGAUCCGCAAUGUGGGGAUAUUAGCCUGCCAGGUAGAAAAGUUCGUCAAAUGGAGGCACCGUAUGGGUUCAACAAAGAUACACUAUCAAAAAAUGCAUAUUGGGCGCAGUUCUGGGUGGCGACUCGUCGAUAG
This is a messenger RNA of Coccidioides immitis RS, 1329 nucleotides long. RefSeq lists its product as uncharacterized. The record is from RefSeq and is a predicted model, not a curated record. Gene Ontology annotation, molecular function: S-adenosylmethionine-dependent methyltransferase activity. Lineage: Eukaryota; Fungi; Ascomycota; Eurotiomycetes; Onygenales; Onygenaceae. The transcript is spliced from 5 exons. The coding region runs from base 1 to 1329 and encodes 442 amino acids.